Messenger RNA from Danio rerio (zebrafish), 2426 nucleotides. It is a transcript of the gene neu3.3, whose product is annotated as sialidase 3 (membrane sialidase), tandem duplicate 3. Gene Ontology annotation, molecular function: exo-alpha-sialidase activity. NCBI's taxonomy places the organism in Eukaryota, Metazoa, Chordata, Actinopteri, Cypriniformes, Danionidae. The record is from RefSeq and is marked provisional.
GGCUCUUGUGGUGUGAAUCAUUUGUUUUUGCAGCAGGAGUUUUUUUAUACAUUGUUUUGCUUUGGACAAAGCAAGGUGAAGUGUUACUUCAUCCUGUGAAGGCCCGUCAUUUUUUUCAAUCCAGGGCCUAAAUUUUAAAAAUGGGCAACAAGACACCGUCAAAAAGCAAAUCAGGUUAUCCUAAAGAAAUGAACACAACCACAGUAUUCAAACAGGAGCAGCCUCAAACUUGGUGCUGCUGUUUUAAAAAACAAGUGUCUUAUAGAAUUCCAGCUCUCGUUUAUGUCAGUGAUGAGCAAACCUUCCUUGCCUUUGCUGAAAAGAGAAAAACAUUAAAUGACACAAAUGCAGAAGUGCUUGUGAUGAGAAGAGGAACAUGGGUGGAUGCCAAGACUAAAGAAGUUGAGUGGAUCUGUGGUCAUCAGGUGCUAAGUUCAGCUAGUCUACCAAACCACCGCAGCAUGAAUCCAUGUCCAGUCUACGAGAGAGACUCCAAGACCCUCUUCCUGUUCUUUGUCUGUGUUCCGACUCAGGUCUCUGAAUUUGAUCAAAUACGAACAAAUAAGAGCCAGGGGAGACUUUGUUAUGUAACCAGUAAGGACGCUGGCAAAACCUGGAGCCAAACAAUAGACUUGACAGCAGAUGUGAUCGGUGAGCAGGUGAACGAAUGGGCUCCCUUUGCUGUUGGACCAGGACACGGUGUUCAAACAAAGAACGGAAGACUGAUUAUCCCAGCAUAUGCCUAUCGCUACACAGGCAAAACUGACUGCACUUCAUGCUGCUGCUUAUCAUUCUGCUGCUUCACACCGUAUGCUUUAGCUUUCUACAGUGAUGAUCAAGGAAUCACAUGGAAGGCAGGACAACAAAUGGACGUUGAGUCAUGUGAGUGUCAGAUGGCAGAGAUUGUAGGUGAGAAAGGUGACAGUACUCUUUACUGCAAUGCUCGAACCCGUCUUGGUUACAGAACUGAGGCUCUAAGCAACAACGCUGGAGAGGAUUUUGACACUGUUUUAUCCUCAAGCAAGCUGAUAGAGACUGGUAAGGGAUGUCAAGGCAGUGUGUUGAGCUUUGUUGAACAAAGUAGUCCUCCACAAACAUGGCUGCUCUACUCCCAUCCAUCCCAUCCAAAAAAGAGAGUGGAUCUUGGACUCUACUUGAAUAAAUCCCCAUUGGAUUCCUCGGGGUGGUCAGAUGAACCUUUAAUGAUAUUACAUCAUGGUCCCAGUGCAUACUCAGAUCUGGUAGAGUUUGAGCCUGGACACUUUGCUUGUCUCAUGGAGUGUGGGAAGGAACACGAGAAUGAAGAAAUAGCCUUUUUGCUCUUCAAACUCCCUGAGAAAAAGCUGUAACAUUUUUGCAAAAAAAUUGAACCUUAAUGAAUGGAUCAUGAAAAAUCAAUUAAUACUUGAACAUGUAAUCAAUUGAAUCGUACAAUAUAACAAUUUAUAACGUGAUAAAUUUCACUGAGCUAAAUUACAAAAUAUAUAUCUUUAAUGUGGGGUGAUGCAGUGGCACAGUAGGUAGUGCUGUCGCCUCACAGCAAGAAGGUCGCUGGAUUGAUCCUCGGCUCAGUUGGCAUUUCUGUGUGGAGUUUGCAUGUUCUCUCUGCAUUUGUGUGGGUUUCCUCCGGGUGCUCUGGUUUCCCCCACAGUCCAAAGACAUGCAGUACAUGUAAAUUGGGUAGGCUAAAUUGUCCGUAGUGGAUGUGUGUGUGUGUGUGUGUGUGUGUGUGUGUGUGUGUGUGUGUGUGUGUGUGUGUGUGUGUGUGUGUGUGUGUGUGUGGGUGUGUGUGUGUGUGUGUGUGUGUGUGUGUGUGUGUUUGGAUGUUUCCCAGAGAUGGGUUGCGGCUGAAAAGGGCAUCCGCUGCGUAAAAAUGUGCUAGAUAAGUUGGUGGUUCAUUCCACUGUGGCGACCCCGGAUUAAUAAAGGGACUAAGCCGACAAGAAAAUGAAUGAAUGAACAUCUUUAAUUUAAGACAAAUGGAAAUUUCUCCUUUUUUUUUUUUUUUUUUUUGCAUAAGCUGAAAAUUCUAAAAACCAAAGUGUAUUUUAAUUUUCAUUACAAUCCAGUUUUUUUUAUUUGCCAUUUGUUUGUUGUUGAAUUUAUCUCCGUAAAUACUGAUCUUGAAACUGGGGUCUAUGUGGAAUCAAACAGACUGUGUUGUACUGUAUAUAUUCUGCUGAUUAUAAUACGUAUAAUAGAUUAUUAGUUUAACCGAUCUAUUAUGUAUUACAUUCAUAUAACAGACAAUUUAAUGCCAGUGUACUGCCUUUUAUCACUUUUGCUGAACUAGUGUCAGACACAUUUGAAUAAAAUGCAAACUGUGUAACAAUGUGUUUACUCAUUUUAAACAAUAUAUAACCAAUAUAAGAUAUAAUUGAUUCUCUUUUGUUCUACAUUCUUGUCAAUAAAGUCCACUGCAAAUA